Molecule: messenger RNA, 1132 nt
Organism: Cannabis sativa
Lineage: Eukaryota; Viridiplantae; Streptophyta; Magnoliopsida; Rosales; Cannabaceae
Product: protein LURP-one-related 4
Exons: 3
Coding region: 255-935 (226 amino acids)
Source: RefSeq, a predicted model, not a curated record
AACAAUACUUGCAUACAUGUAAAACGUGUUUAUAUAUAAACAAUACAAUUAGUAUAACAUAUAAUAAGAGACUAAGAAUCCCGAAGUCCCAUUUCCUUGUUGCAACACUUAAAAUAAUAUAUAUAGCUAGACAAAUAUAAAUAUUGUAUAUAUUUAUAGUCUUAUUUAUUCCACCAUAAAUCAAACGCAGGGGAAGUCUCGAGAUUCAAAAUUAUUAGAAGCCAAAAGUGGUAGCUAGCUAGUUCCUGAGGGGAAUGGCCAUUAAAGUUCAUCCUCUGAUCGCUUCAUCAUCAAAUUUAAUAAUAGAUAAUCCUCUUACUAUUUCUUCUUCUUCUUCUUCAAAGAGAGAAACACUGACAGUGUGGAUGAAAUCUCUUGUGAUGCAAGGAAAUGGGUGCACUGCAUACAAUCAAAAUGGUCAAGUUGUUUAUAGAAUUGAUAACUAUGACCACAAGAACAGCAAUGAAGUCUUUCUCAUGGAUCUCAACGGAAAAGUUCUCUUUACAAUUCUAAGAAAAAAAAUGUGGGUGUUUCGAAAGUGGGAAGGCUAUAAAAGUGGUAACAAAAUUACUACAGAGAAGCCAUUAUUUCAAGUCAGAAAAAAUUGCAGGGUACUUAAUUUUGGAGGAGGCUUUUCAUGCAAGGUUACUUUCAAAUAUAAUGAUGAUGAUGAUGAUGAUGAUGAUGAUGAUGAUAACAACAACAAUAAUAACAAUCAAGUAAUUGAUUAUAGAUUAGAAGGCUCAGCUGGUAAAUCAGCUCUGAGGAUAUUAGAUGGCCAAGGAGGACUAGUGGCAGAGGCAAAGAGAAAGCAAUCAUCUACAGGGGUAAUAUUGGGAGAUGAUGUUUUGAAUUUGGUGAUUGAGGCAAGUGUGGAUCACUCUCUUGUUAUGGCUCUUGUGACUGUAUAUGGUUUAAUGAAGAGAAAGAUGUAAAUAUCGACUACUGCAAUACAAUUUUUCAUUAGUUUUUUUUUUUUUUUUCUCUUUUUAGGGGGUGAGAGUUUGACCAAUUUUGUCCCCAGAUUAUUUAUUGAUGUGUAUGUUCAAAAUCUAAAGGGUAAAGGCAAUUUGUGUAUAAUGCCACAAUGCUUGACUGUUGAAGUUUUUAAUAGAUUAGACUGUUUUCAGUA